Phalaenopsis equestris is the source of this 2086-nucleotide messenger RNA. Its product is annotated as beta-glucuronosyltransferase GlcAT14A-like. Lineage: Eukaryota; Viridiplantae; Streptophyta; Magnoliopsida; Asparagales; Orchidaceae. Gene Ontology annotation, molecular function: glucuronosyltransferase activity. The transcript has 4 exons. The record is from RefSeq and is a predicted model, not a curated record. The coding region runs from base 521 to 1816 and encodes 431 amino acids. Gene Ontology annotation, cellular component: membrane.
AUACCGAGCCAUUUCCCGAAAUAUUUGGGCUCCAUCACGAAACAUAGAUAGAACUAGUCAACUGACCAAACUGCCGAAGACCCCUCCCUCCAUAAAAUUAAUUCUCCCAAACUGUUUGGUCGCACUUUUCUUCUUCUUCGUCUUCGUCAUCUUCUUCUCUCUGUGCAGAGCUCCGAGCCUACUUUCUAAUACCCAAAGCAACAGAGUUUAUGCUUCAUCAUUUUCCUUCACUUCAAUCUUCAUUUUUCUUCAUAAAAAAUUGUCCCUUUUUCUCAUCUGGAACCUCUGCUACAAAGCAAUCCCAAGGCAAGAGAUUUCUCCCCUGUUUGCCUUUUUUAUUCUCUUCGAUCCUUCGUCAAUCUGUUUUUUUAUUCUUUACACCAAUUCGCUCUCUCGGAAUUAUAACCGUUCUGCUAUUUCUUCUAACAUCCAAUUCUCAAAAUCUCUUCUUUUAUUCAAAAUAUGAAGCUUUUCUGAAAGAAAACGUCUAGAGAGCCCAAAAGAGCAAGAACAGGGAAAGAUGGAUUACCUGAAAGGAAGAAUAUCUCUUCCUCCUUUACCAGCAGAGAAAAAAUGGGCUCUUCCCAUUUUCGUUAGCUCCCUCAUCUUCGCCUUCCUCCUCCUCACCACUCUCAACAUGGGCCUCCUCGCCUCUCUCUCCACUCUCAACGCCGCCCUCUUCUCUCCGGCCAUCGAAACCUCCGCUCCUUCUCCCGAGCCACCACCUCCUAUACCUCCUCUCUCUCCACCUCCUCCUCCACCUCCACCUGCCGCCAUCAUCCCCCGCUUCGCCUACCUUAUUUCCGGCUCAAAAGGCGAUCUUGAUAGCAUAUGGAGAACUCUCUACGCCAUCUAUCACCCUCGAAACCUCUACGUUCUACACCUCGACCUCGAAUCGCCGGCGGAGGAGCGGAAAAGUCUCGCCGCAAGAGUCGCGAACCAGUCUGUCUUCUCCAUCGUGGGAAACGUGCACGUGAUCACCAAGGCUAACAUGGUAACAUACAGAGGCCCAACAAUGGUGGCCAACACUCUCCACGCUUGCGCAAUUCUUCUCAAGAAGAGCAACGAUUGGGAUUGGUUCAUCAACCUCAGUGCUUCGGAUUACCCUCUUGUAACGCAGGAUGAUUUGCUGCUUACUUUCUCAAAAUUGCCGAAAAAUCUCAACUUUGUGGAGCACAGCAGUGUAUUGGGAUGGAAGGAAGAACAGAGGGCGAAGCCAUUGAUUAUCGAUCCUGGGCUUUACAAGACGACCAAGUCUGACGUUUUCUGGGUCGCGCCGAGGAGAGAAUUGCCUACUGCGUUUACGCUCUUCACAGGAUCUGCAUGGAUGGUUCUAACCCGAGAAUUCAUCGAAUUCUGCAUCUGGGGCUGGGACAACCUACCAAGAACUCUCCUCAUGUACUACACCAAUUUCCUCUCAUCACCUGAAGGCUACUUCCAAACAGUCCUCUGCAACUCCCCAGAAUUCAACUCCACAGUCAUAAACCACGACCUGCACUACAUCUCAUGGGACAAGCCUCCCAAGCAACACCCACACAUUCUCUCCCUCAACGACACUGCAAAAAUGAUCAGAAGCAAUGCCCCCUUUGCCAGAAAGUUCAGAAAGGAUGAUCCCGUGCUCGACAAGAUCGACGCCAAGCUUCUCCGCCGGCCGAUGAAUAUGGUGACGCCGGGAGGAUGGUGCGAAGAGAUGACCAAUUGCUCGAAGGUGGACAAUGAUGGGAGGCUCAAACCGGGACCUGGAUCACGUCGGCUGGCGAAGCUCAUGAAUAAGCUAGUGCUGUUUGAUUCAUUCAAGUUGGAUCAAUGUAAUUAGGUGAUAUGUUGGGGAAAGAAUGGUGGUGAUAUUGCAGCUAGCUGAUGAAGUUUUGGGAGUUGGAAGUGAAAUUUUGGAAGCAUGAUAGGCUAAAAAGUUAGUGUAUGCUUCUUCUGGUUGGAUGCUACAAAUAAAUAUGUAUGAACAGCUGAAGUUUCAGCUGAAGUUGAAGAAGAAAAUGGCUAUUUUAAUUAGAGAGAGAAUCAGAGAGGAUGAGAUGGUAAUGUAAACAUGCAAAAGUUUUUAUAUUGAGUUAAUGAUAUCAUCAAA